AUGCAACAUGCCCAAUCUCAGUCUAGCAAUCACAGCCAGGCAGGGAACCAGGGACCGCCACAAACCUCUCAGCCUCAGCAAGGGCCUCUUCGUCCUCCAUCCGCGAUAGGCAGCCAUCAAGGACAGUCGUCGCCAGCUCCUCAACCUACGCCUCAGCAACAGCCACAGCCACCACCACCGCAGCCACAACAGCAGCAACAACAGCAACAGCAGCAGGCUCAGCAGCAACAGCAGGCCCAGCAACAAGCCCAACAGCAGGCUCAGCAACAGGCUCAACAACAGGCCCAGCAACAAGCUCAACAACAGCAACAAUCAUCCCAACCGCCACAAUCAGGCCCAGGGCCACAACAGCAGACGCCUGCUCCAUCCCAACCGCCCAACCUACCUCAACAAGCAAACCAACAAGCUCAAAACCAAAUGCAACAACGGAAUCCAGCACUAGUACAACAAGCUCAGGCACAGGCUCAAGCGAACGCUGCCCAAAACCAGGCCCGUCAGAUGGCAAUGAUGAAGCAGCAGCAAGCACAGACUGUUUCUUCAGGCCAGGGAACACUGAAGUUGCUGAACUUCGUGGAACAAAUAGGAAACUUUAACGGCACAAACAACAACAUUGAGUGGUGGCAAGCCUUUGUGGAUAGAUUCUUCGCCGAGUCUGGAUCCUUUGUCCACAUCGUUUGCUCCUCAAGUACAGAGAGAUCUAAGCAAUUCGAAAUUGUUUACGCCGCCCUACCUCGAUACUUCUACACACUCUUCAACACCGACGUCGCCAGCUUGCAAAUCACCCUGGAUGCAGCGACAGAAAAGGUCUCAGGUGCUGAGCUCAAAGUAACUUGUGAGCGAGCAAAGUUCAUCUACACAUACAAGAACUCUUGCCAGGUUGUGUACCAAGGCAAAUUGACCGCGUUCUGGUCUGGCUCAGAUAAGCUGGAGUGGUUGCUGUUCGACGGUCUCGGCCACGAACAAUUCAUACCACUCAAUGCUCUGAAGCAGAUGUUUGUUCAACCUUCGCCGAACCAACUGAAUCCAAAUCAGUCGCCGCGGAUGAAGAAGAAGGCAGGACCACCGCAGCAACGAGGGGUUGAGCCGCCAGAAGCGUAUCUACCUAUCAACAAGCUGCUCAGUGCUAGUACUACAGACUAUGGGCUGCCUCACGGUUUGCAGGCCUAUCUUGAGAUUUACGAGCCAAUGAACCACAUGACAAGCUUGAUGGUACACUACCUCGAGAACCCUCAUAUGAAGCCAAGCGAAGCUCUGGAGUCAUGGAACAACAUGGCAAACACCCAAGGCGGUCCUCAAGGCCCGCAGCACCCGAACCAAGGGCCUCAACAGGGACCAGGCAUGCAACCUAACAUGCAGCCCGGCCCGCGACCAGGAGGCCCCGGCCAGCCCCAAAUGUUCAUGUCACCCGCGAUGCAGAACUCCCUUCUUCCUAACGGAUCAAUGGGUGGGUCGCCUCACUUCCAACAUACACCCUCGCCUAACUCGCAGCCCAUGAUGAAGCAACAGAGCACUAGUUCACACACCAUGAGCGUCAACACAUCUCCAAACAUGAUGAACAACAAGCGGCGGCGGAGCACAGUAAAGAUGGACAACGAUGACGGUGGCGGAGAUAUGAACGGCGGGCAAAAGGUCAAGCAAAGCCCAAGGGUGGGAGGUAACAAGAGGAUGAAGGCGGGCAACUAG
Molecule: messenger RNA, 1683 nt
Organism: Alternaria alternata
Lineage: Eukaryota; Fungi; Ascomycota; Dothideomycetes; Pleosporales; Pleosporaceae
Exons: 2
Coding region: 1-1683 (560 amino acids)
Biological process (GO): negative regulation of transcription by RNA polymerase II; positive regulation of transcription by RNA polymerase II
Cellular component (GO): nucleus; transcription regulator complex
Source: RefSeq, a predicted model, not a curated record